This is a messenger RNA of Urocitellus parryii (Arctic ground squirrel), 1215 nucleotides long. It is a transcript of the gene Lipt2, whose product is annotated as lipoyl(octanoyl) transferase 2. The record is from RefSeq and is a predicted model, not a curated record. NCBI's taxonomy places the organism in Eukaryota, Metazoa, Chordata, Mammalia, Rodentia, Sciuridae. Gene Ontology annotation, molecular function: lipoyl(octanoyl) transferase activity. Gene Ontology annotation, biological process: protein lipoylation.
UGGGGCGUGGCCUUGAAUCCCCGCCCUCCGGCCCAGGCAGGGGGCCGGGUCCAGGACGCCACCGCCAGUAAGAUGUCGCAACCCGGGGUUCGGCUGGUGUGGCUGGGUCGCGUGCAGUAUGCUGAGCUACUGGCGCUACAAGAGCGCUGGCUGCGGCGACUGCAGGCCGAGCCUGCAACUAAGGCCUCGUCGGGGACUGAGGCGGGCGCGCUCCUGCUGUGCGAGCCCGCGGGGCCCGUGUACACAGCCGGGCUGCGGGGUGGCCUGACACCGGAGGAAACGGCGCGGCUGCGGGCCUUGGGCGCCGAGGUGCGUGCCACAGGCCGCGGCGGCCUAGCCACCUUCCACGGCCCGGGGCAGCUGCUUUGCCACCCGUUGCUGGACUUGCGGCGCCUAGGCCUGAGCUUGCGCACUCACGUGGCGGCGCUGGAGGCGUGCGCCGUGCGCCUGUGCGAACUCCAGGGCCUCAGAGGCGCCCGCGCGCGGCCCCCGCCCUACACCGGCGUCUGGCUGGGCGAGCGCAAGGUUUGCGCAAUCGGAGUUCGUUGUGGAAGGCAUAUCACAUCCCACGGCCUGGCUCUGAACUGCUCUACGGACCUCACAUGGUUUGAGCAUAUUGUACCUUGCGGACUGGUUGGGACAGGCGUCACUUCCCUAAGUGAGGAGCUCCAGAGGCACAUCACCGUGGAUGAAGUAAUGCCAUCUUUCCUUGUGGCCUUUAAGGAGACGUACAAGUGCACACUGGUCUCGGACCACAGCCCCAGCUAAAGAGUAUUCAUGUUAUCCCAGCCAGGAUGACCCUGUCUUAGAAACCACCAAAUCUGACUUGAGUCACUGGAACCCCAGUUCUAGACCUGGCUUAUUAUUCACUGACUGUGAGACCAAGGGCAAAUCAUGAGCUCUGAACCAUUGUCUGCUUAUGUGUUGCAGUUUAAUUAUAUUAUCUUUGCCUACCUCAGGUUCUAGAUUGAAAACAUGAAAAGAAACAUGCUGUAUAACAUUAGUAUGGCCAGUUUCUCAGCCUAGAGAAACUCAGAUGUCAUAGACUGACAUUCUCAAUUGUUUGUUACUUUCCUAAUACUGUAUCUAAUUGAAUAUUUCUGGUGGAGUUCCAUUGAUUUUUGUAGGAAUCAAAUCCCUGGAUGGCCCACAUUAAAGUGAUGUGAUGUGGCACUUUUUGCAUUCUCAAGAGACCUGGGUGCCUUCUGCAAUAAA